This is a messenger RNA of Propithecus coquereli (Coquerel's sifaka), 4388 nucleotides long. RefSeq names its product zinc finger, MYM-type 2 (gene ZMYM2). Lineage: Eukaryota; Metazoa; Chordata; Mammalia; Primates; Indriidae. The coding region runs from base 1 to 4149 and encodes 1382 amino acids. The record is from RefSeq and is a predicted model, not a curated record. The transcript has 22 exons. Gene Ontology annotation, molecular function: zinc ion binding.
AUGGACACAAGUUCAGUGGGAGGAUUAGAAUUGACUGAUCAGACUCCUGUUUUAUUAGGGAGUACGGCCAUGGCAACUAGUCUCACAAAUGUAGGAAAUUCAUUUAGUGGUCCGACUAAUCCUUUGGUGUCUAGAUCUAAUAAAUUUCAAAAUUCAUCUGUGGAAGAUGAUGAUGAUGUUGUUUUUAUCGAACCUGUACAACCUCCCCCACCUUUUGCACCAGUGGUAUCCGAUCAAAGAACCAUAACAUUUGCAUCAUCAAAAAAUGAAGAACUACAAGGAAAUGAUUCCAAAAUUCUCCCUCCCUCAAAAGAGUUGGCAUCUCAGAAGGGAAGUGUAAGUGAGACAAUUGUCAUUGAUGAUGAAGAGGACAUGGAAACAAAUCAAGGGCAAGAGAAAAAUUCCUCCAAUUUUAUUGAACGGAGACCUUCUGAGACUAAAAACAGAACCAAUGAUGUGGAUUUCUCCACUUCCAGUUUUUCAAGAAGUAAGGUAAAUGCAGCAAUGGGUAAUAGUGGUAUCACCACAGAACCAGACUCUGAAAUUCAGAUUGCUAAUGUUACAACCUUAGAAACAGGUGUAAGCUCUGUGAAUGAUGGCCAAUUAGAAAAUACUGACGGGCGAGAUAUGAACUUAAUGAUUACACAUGUAACAUCACUGCAGAAUACCAACUUGGGAGAUGUCUCUAACGGACUGCAGUCAAGUAAUUUUGGUGUUAAUAUACAAACAUACACCCCAUCUUUAACUUCACAGACCAAGACUGGAGUAGGACCUUUUAAUCCUGGUAGAAUGAAUGUGGCAGGAGACGUAUUUCAGAAUGGAGAAUCUGCAACUCAUCAUAAUCCUGAUUCCUGGAUCUCUCAGUCAGCUUCAUUUCCCCGUAAUCAGAAACAACCAGGGGUGGAUUCUUUGUCACCAGUGGCCUCGCUUCCUAAACAGAUUUUCCAGCCUUCUGCCCAACAGCAACCCACUAAACCAGUUAAAGUCACUUGUGCAAACUGCAAAAAACCUUUACAGAAGGGACAGACAGCUUAUCAACGAAAAGGAUCAGCUCACCUCUUUUGUUCUACCACCUGCCUUUCUUCCUUCUCUCACAAGCCUGCUCCAAAGAAACUCUGUGUUAUGUGUAAAAAAGAUAUAACCACAAUGAAAGGAACCAUUGUUGCUCAAGUGGAUUCAAGUGAGUCCUUCCAGGAAUUCUGUAGUACAUCUUGUUUGUCCCUCUAUGAAGACAAACAGAAUCCUACUAAAGGAGCUCUAAAUAAAUCAAGAUGUACAAUCUGUGGUAAACUAACAGAGAUUCGCCAUGAAGUUAGCUUUAAAAAUAUGACUCAUAAACUGUGCAGUGACCACUGCUUUAAUAGAUAUAGAAUGGCCAAUGGUCUAAUAAUGAAUUGCUGUGAACAGUGUGGAGAGUACUUGCCCAGUAAAGGUGCUGGAAACAAUGUUCUGGUGAUUGACGGUCAGCAGAAAAGAUUUUGCUGUCAAAGUUGUGUGAGUGAAUACAAACAGGUAGGUAGCCAUCCAAGCUUCCUGAAGGAGGUUCGAGAUCACAUGCAGGACUCUUUCUUAAUGCAGCCUGAGAAAUAUGGAAAACUGACAACUUGCACUGGUUGCCGAACACAGUGCAGAUUUUUUGAUAUGACUCAGUGUAUAGGUCCUAAUGGAUAUAUGGAGCCAUAUUGUUCAACUGCUUGUAUGAACAGUCACAAGACAAAAUAUGCAAAAUCACAAAGUUUGGGAAUUAUUUGCCAUUUUUGUAAGCGAAACUCUUUACCUCAAUACCAAGCCACAAUGCCUGAUGGAAAACUGUAUAACUUUUGCAAUUCCAGUUGUGUGGCUAAAUUUCAGGCUCUAAGUAUGCAGUCAUCUCCAAAUGGCCAAUUUGUAGCACCAAGUGAUAUUCAGCUGAAAUGCAACUACUGCAAAAAUUCCUUUUGUUCAAAACCAGAAAUCCUGGAAUGGGAGAACAAAGUGCAUCAGUUCUGCAGCAAAACUUGUUCAGAUGACUAUAAGAAGUUGCAUUGCAUAGUUACAUAUUGCGAAUACUGUCAAGAGGAGAAGACUCUUCAUGAAACAGUAAAUUUCUCUGGCGUUAAGAGACCUUUCUGUAGUGAAGGUUGCAAAUUAUUGUACAAACAGGAUUUUGCAAGACGUUUAGGAUUGAGAUGUGUUACUUGCAACUAUUGUUCUCAGCUGUGUAAGAAGGGAGCAACUAAAGAACUUGAUGGUGUCGUGAGAGAUUUCUGCAGUGAUGACUGCUGUAAAAAAUUUCAGGAUUGGUAUUACAAGGCUGCAAGAUGUGACUGUUGUAAAUCUCAAGGAACUCUUAAAGAGCGAGUGCAGUGGCGUGGGGAAAUGAAACAUUUCUGUGAUCAGCAUUGCUUAUUACGUUUCUACUGUCAGCAAAACGAGCCCAAUAUGACAACUCAGAAAGGACCCGAAAACUUACAUUAUGAUCAGGGUUGUCAGACAUCCCGAACCAAAAUGACAGGUUCAGCACCACCCCCUUCUCCAACACCUAACAAAGAGAUGAAGAACAAAGCAGUUCUUUGCAAACCUUUAACAAUGACAAAAGCUACUUAUUGUAAACCUCACAUGCAGACCAAAUCUUGUCAGACAGAUGAUAAUUGGAAGACAGAGUAUGUUCCAGUGCCUAUCCCUGUGCCUGUGUAUAUCCCAGUACCUAUGCACAUGUACAGCCAGAAUAUUCCUGUUCCUACUACAGUUCCUGUUCCUGUGCCAGUUCCUGUUUUUCUGCCUGCUCCACUGGACAGCAGUGAGAAGAUCCCUGCAGCAAUUGAGGAGCUAAAAAGCAAAGUUUCUUCAGAUCCUCUUGAUACAGAGCUGCUUACAAUGACAGAUAUGAUGACUGAAGAUGAGGGGAAAACAGAGACCACCAAUGUUAAUAGUGUAAUUAUUGAGACAGAUAUAAUUGGUUCAGAUCUCUUGAAGAACCCUGACCCAGAGACACAGUCCAACAUGCCUGAUGUACCCUAUGAACCAGAUUUGGACAUUGAGAUAGAUUUUCCCAGAGGUACUCAAAAUGCUACUUUGUGGUUAUGGAAUGUAGUUACGGAGUCAUACUGUGGUUAUGAGCAUCUACCACUAAUGUUCAUGUCAUUGCCUUUAGUGUUCAUAUCUGUUGGAGCCAAGAGAAAAGCUGUAUCAGGAUACCAGUCUCAUGAUGAUAGUUCUGACAAUUCAGAGUGCAGCUUUCCUUUCAAAUAUACAUACGGUGUAAAUGCGUGGAAACACUGGGUAAAAACUAGGCAACUUGAUGAAGAUCUUCUGGUAUUAGAUGAGCUAAAAUCUCCUAAAUCAGUAAAGUUAAAAGAAGAUCUACUCUCUCACACCACAGCUGAGCUUAACUAUGGGUUAGCUCAUUUUGUUAAUGAGAUCCGACGGCCAAAUGGAGAGAACUAUGCACCUGACAGCAUCUAUUAUCUUUGCCUUGGAAUACAAGAGUACUUGUAUGGUAGUAAUCGAAAAGACAACAUAUUUAUUGAUCCAGGAUACCAGACAUUUGAGCAAGAAUUGAAUAAAAUACUCCGAAGUUGGCAACCAAGCAUACUUCCAGAUGGGUCAAUAUUCUCUCGAGUUGAAGAAGACUAUCUCUGGAGGAUAAAACAACUAGGAUCACACUCUCCAGUAGCUCUUCUGAAUACACUGUUCUACUUUAACACUAAGUAUUUUGGCCUGAAAACAGUGGAACAACACUUAAGACUUUCCUUUGGCACUGUGUUUAGGCAUUGGAAAAAAAAUCCUUUAACAAUGGAAAACAAAGCGUGUCUUCGAUACCAAGUGUCUUCCUUAUGUGGAACAGAUAAUGAAGAUAAAAUUACUACUGGAAAAAGAAAACAUGAAGAUGAUGAGCCAGUAUUUGAACAAAUUGAAAACACAGCCAAUCCUUCUAGAUGUCCUGUGAAAAUGUUUGAAUGCUACUUGUCUAAAAGUCCACAGAAUCUUAAUCAGAGAAUGGAUGUUUUUUAUUUGCAACCAGAAUGCUCUAGUUCUACAGAUAGCCCUAUCUGGUACACAUCUACUUCACUGGACCGAAACACCUUGGAAAAUAUGCUCGUACGGGUUCUUCUAGUAAAAGAUAUUUAUGAUAAAGACAAUUAUGAACUGGAUGAAGACACAGACUAAAAAGGAACAUUUCAGAAGCAAUCGGGAUAAAACAGCAUUAGAUAGUCAUGCUGCUAGAUCUUUAUUAUGGAAAACAUUUCAAGUUUACUCCUUCUGUUUCGAGUUUUGUAGCAGUGUACCCACACUGGGUAUUACCAUGUAAAUAAUCUGUGAGUGAAAGUUGCCAUUAUUCUAUGUAGUGGUUUUAGGAUACUUAACAAAUACAUUCAAAUUCUUUUUUUAUUAUUAUUUAUUUGAUU